This is a messenger RNA of Zychaea mexicana, 852 nucleotides long. RefSeq lists its product as uncharacterized. Lineage: Eukaryota; Fungi; Mucoromycota; Mucoromycetes; Mucorales; Lichtheimiaceae. The coding region runs from base 1 to 852 and encodes 283 amino acids. The transcript has 4 exons. The record is from RefSeq and is a predicted model, not a curated record.
AUGCACUAUCUUUGUCGCGCUUCUGCUCAUGCGAUUGCCAACUGGGCCCGCGCAGAGUAUCGCUACAAGUCUGGUCCCAAAAUUGUCGCUGCAGACGGCAACAUGCAACUACGACGCUUUGCGAAAACGAAGGACCCAAAAGACGUCGCAUUUACUGAUGAAGAAGAAGUGGAUUGGUAUUGGGUCAAAGAUAACCAAGUCGUCCAAAAUCGUAACGCAGCAACUGAUGGCUGUAGCACGUGGCAAGCUCUCGAAAAGGGACGCGGGCGUACCGAUCAUCUAGAUCAAAAUGGUGCAUUUGCAUGCACUUGUGGCCAUGGCCUUCCUCUGGCCAUUACAGACAUUACAACGCCUGGUGAACAAUUCACCUACGUCCUCAGUUGCUUGAAAAAAGUAACUGAGAUGCCAUUAUACGGAUCGAACAUUCGCAUCAUGUACGACGUCGGCUGCAAAAUUCGAAUAAAUCACUUUAGUAUUAGAUCAAAUGCUGAGAUAUUCAUGUCUCGUUAUCAGGAAUCGUUGGAUUGUAUAAAGGAUGUCCCUAUUGCUGUCGGUAUUUUCCACAUCACCGGACAUGCCCCACGGUACCAGAUCCACUACCGUCCUCGCUUGAAGGAAGGGUGGGGAAUACAGGAUGGUGAGCAUCUUGAACGGCUCUGGUCUUUCCUCAACGGAUUUGUUGCCAUGACACGCUACAUGUCGUCUCUCAACAGAAGACUCACCUUGACUAUUGCUCUUGACUUUUACACUCAGCAAAGAACAGCCAAUAUUGGUACCAUAUUGUAUAGCUUAGCUGAUUCAUCGCUGCUAGAGAAACAGAAGUCGAAGUUAAUGAUCUUAAUGUAUGGAUAA